Molecule: messenger RNA, 1391 nt
Organism: Haliotis rufescens (red abalone)
Lineage: Eukaryota; Metazoa; Mollusca; Gastropoda; Lepetellida; Haliotidae
Exons: 4
Coding region: 213-992 (259 amino acids)
Source: RefSeq, a predicted model, not a curated record
CUCACAUUGUGAAUGACGUCACAGUAGUAAUGACGUCAUAGAAUGGUUCCAUGACGACGUUCCUGAUCCCAAGCCCUCUGUUCACAUCACACUGUCUUUGUGUUCAGACGUACAUGUCUUGCGUGUCACGAAGAUCAGAAUUUGUUACUGUUGACGUGUUGACUGUUACUGUUUGAUUAUUCAUCCCAUAACUUCCAACUACUGCUGAUGAGAUGGCUUUGAAACAACGAAAGCUACUCUCUCCCAUCCUCGAGACGGAAGAGAGAGAGUCUUGUCCGUCAAGUCCAGGAUCAACCACACUGCACGAUGAUUUACUCGGUCAAUACAUGGAUCUAAAAUCACAAAUUGGAGACACGGAGGAGAGCCUCCUUGAUCAACUUUUCAUAGAAAAUCAGAGGCUGCGCCAAAUGAAUGAGCGACAGAGCUGCGAGCUCCGACAUGAACGUGAGCUAAGACUGAAGGCUCAAGAAGAAAGACGCGAGUUCCGUGUAGAAUAUCUCAACUACAAGCUCAGUUUAACAAUGGAGCAUGCGGAGCUGCAGGAAGUGAGGAAGACGAUGGAGGAGCUCGCCAGCAGCUGGGAGAAGGAGAAGCAGGCGGAGGUGGAGCAGAGGAAGAAGUUGGAGGAAGAGCUUAGGAACCUCAGAUCUUCCCUCCAGCUUGCAACCCUCCAUCCCAAGGCUCUGCCUCUGACCUGUCACACUCCAGGCAAGAUUAAGGCCAGUUUCCCGACAAUAGCUCCUCCAGCCCACCCAAAGAAGGCACACAGACCGUAUACUGGAUAUACAAAAAGCAAAGUUCCAUGCACGGUCCAGCCUGCACAAAAUAGGGACACACCCUCUUCUUGUGGGGACAGCAAGGUGAAGACCACAACUGGACGCAAGGGCAAUGUCACUCCUGGCAUAGAACUCACGUCGAAGGACACCCAGAGCGGCCAAAGUGUUCCUAAACGGUCACUAAGAUUCUCAAGAAGAGUUCGCCAAUUGCAUUAAGAUAUAUUCAAUCGUUUUAUGAAAACCCUUUCUACACAGUGUAUGAACAUGUCCACGUGAAAUAUUGUAGCUUUCAUUUGAUCACCACAAUAUAUGUAAAUUUGAAUUUAAUUUGUAAGUCUCCUUGAAUUGUAGAAUUGAGCUGGCGAUGAUUAUACUUACUGAUCUAUUACGUUUUGUGUUGUUUUGUUUUUUUAAUUCGCCCAUUUACGGCAACUUUAAAUUACCUCAUAAAAAUGUAAGUAAGUCUAGCGAUCAUGCGGUGGUACUGCUGAAGUGGGUCUACUGAUCAUGUAGUAAAACUGCUGAAGAGACAUUACUGAUAAUAUGGUGAUAUUGCUGAGACGAGCUGUGUGACUAUUUUACAACUGAUGGACAGGUCUCGUGUCUCAGUGGGAU